Molecule: messenger RNA, 1951 nt
Organism: Gossypium raimondii (Peruvian cotton)
Lineage: Eukaryota; Viridiplantae; Streptophyta; Magnoliopsida; Malvales; Malvaceae
Product: UDP-glucuronate 4-epimerase 6
Exons: 1
Coding region: 134-1495 (453 amino acids)
Source: RefSeq, a predicted model, not a curated record
CCCUUCACAACUUCAGGGCUCAUCCUCAAAAGAAAAAAAAAAAGGAAAAGAAAAUCAAAGUUAUUUUUCUUUCAAUUGAGCCCUUCAUUUUUCUCUCAGUUUCUUUCUUCCCAAACAACAAAUUUUAAAGAAAAUGCCAACAGAUACAAGCAAGCCCAUGAAAUUAGAACGAUACAAUAGCUAUAUUCGUAAAGUCCAUAGUACGAAGCUGUUGAAUGCUUCAUCUAAAUUUCUAUUUCGUGUUACCCUUCUUAUUGCUUUAGUUUUGAUCUUGUUUUUCACCAUUAAUUACCCUCCACUUUCGGAUAAUACCCACAGUGCACCUCACCAUCACCACCGUCAUAGCUUUCUUUCAACUUCACUGUUCUCCGGUUCUUCCCUCGUUGGUGGUGCGGCGUGGGAGAAACAAGUCCGUCACUCUUCGACUCCACGUAGGGUUAAUGGGUUUUCCGUUUUGGUCACCGGCGCCGCUGGGUUCAUCGGUUCUCACUGUUCACUUGCUUUGAAAAAACGCGGCGAUGGGGUUUUGGGAUUGGAUAAUUUUAACGAUUAUUACGAUCCUUCGUUGAAAAGGGCGAGGCAGAAUUUGUUAAGCAAACACCAAAUUUUCAUCGUCGAAGGGGAUUUGAACGACGGCCCGUUGUUGACGAAGCUGUUCGACGUCGUCCCGUUCACUCAUGUGCUUCACUUAGCGGCACAGGCCGGUGUACGGUACGCCAUGCAAAACCCACAGUCGUACGUUAAGUCGAACAUUGCUGGGUUUGUGAACUUACUUGAAGUAGCCAAAGCGGUGAAUCCACAACCGGCGAUCGUUUGGGCUUCGUCGAGCUCCGUUUAUGGACUCAACACUGAAAACCCAUUCUCCGAACGUGAUAGAACUGACCGUCCGGCGAGUCUUUACGCCGCAACGAAAAAAGCCGGUGAGGAAAUCGCUCAUACUUAUAACCAUAUAUACGGCCUUUCCCUCACCGGACUUAGAUUCUUCACCGUUUAUGGUCCAUGGGGAAGACCCGAUAUGGCUUACUUCUUUUUCACUAAAGAUAUUCUUCAAGGGAAACCCAUUGAUAUCUACAGAACCCAAGAUCAAAAAGCGGUGGCGCGUGACUUCACUUACAUCGACGACGUUGUGAAAGGUUGUUUAGGAGCGUUAGACACGGCGGAAAAAAGCACCGGUAGCGGUGGAAAAAAGAAAGGACCGGCUCAAUUAAGGGUUUACAACUUGGGAAACACUUCCCCUGUUCCCGUCGGCCGAUUAGUCUCGAUUUUAGAAGGAUUACUCAACACAAAAGCCAAGAAACAUGUGGUUACGUUGCCCAGAAAUGGUGAUGUCCCCUACACACAUGCCAAUGUCACGUUAGCUUACAAGGAUUUUGGGUAUAAACCCACCACGGAUUUAUCUUCUGGGUUGAGAAAAUUCGUGAAAUGGUACGUGAAUUACUUUGGGAUUGAAUCGAAACACUCGAAAGAAACCCAACAUUUCGAUGAAUCCAGUUAAGAACAAGCUUUCAUAUUUUCAUUUCCAUGGCUGCUGCCCGGUCCUUUUUAAUUUUUCAUUGUUAUUUAAUGGUUAUAUUGAUGUAAAAAAGAAAACCAAAAAAAAGAAAAGGGAUCAAAAUUGUUGCAAUUCUCGUUCAUGUAGAAUAUAUAAAUUUAUAGAUUUUAUAUAUAGAUUUUGAUGAAAUAUAUAGGAAAUGUGAAGAAAAAAAAAAGGGGGGACACAAUUAUGAAAGGGAGAGAGAAAAGGUUGUAGAUCUGUGGAGAUGAGGUGUAAUAAUUUGGUGGGCUCUGCUUAAGAAAAAGGGCAGGUCUUGACCGUUGAUUUUUCAUAUCAAAAGAAAAGAAUGAACUUGUGAUUGAACAACAAUGAUGACAUAAGAUUCUUUCUUUUUAUGCAUUUCUGUAUUUAUCUUGAGUUUUAUAUCUUAGUCAAGAUUUUAAGUUUUUUGUGUUA